This is a messenger RNA of Plasmodium vinckei vinckei, 591 nucleotides long. Its product is annotated as dynein light chain 1, putative. NCBI's taxonomy places the organism in Eukaryota, Apicomplexa, Aconoidasida, Haemosporida, Plasmodiidae. The transcript is spliced from 6 exons. The coding region runs from base 1 to 591 and encodes 196 amino acids. Gene Ontology annotation, molecular function: protein kinase binding. The record is from RefSeq and is a predicted model, not a curated record. Gene Ontology annotation, cellular component: cytoplasm.
AUGCAUAGAGUAAAGGAGGUUACCAUUUCUCACUGCAUCAAAAGUUGGGAGCAAAAAACUGGAAAAAAAAUAAGCGAAGAAGAAAAUGUUAGUUUUAUUUGUAACAUCCCAUUGAUUGAAAAACUUGAUCAAAGUAUAAACACUCUCGAAAAAUGUAAACGUUUAUCUUUGUCUACCAAUAGGAUCGAAAAGUUUGUCCCCAUGCCUGGCUUAAAAAAUAUAGAAAUAUUGUCAAUCGGGAGAAAUUGUAUUAAAAAACUUCAGUUUUUAGAGGACAUAAGUGGCACAUUAAAACAGUUAUGGAUAUCAUAUAAUAAUAUUGAUAAGUUAGAUAAUUUACAAUCUUUAAAAAAUUUGCAAGUUCUUUAUUUAUUUCAUAACAAAAUAAAAUGCCUCGAGGAGAUUGAUAAACUGAACACCUUGCCUGAAUUAAUUGAACUAGGACUUAAAGGAAACCCCAUAUAUGAAGGCCGAACCAACGAAUACAUGAAGUUGGUUAUUUUGAAAAAGUUGCCUCAAUUGAAAGUAGUGGACAAUGAGACAAUAACUGAAAAGCAAAGAAACGAUGCCCUCACAAUUGAAGUGAUUUAA